Molecule: messenger RNA, 2567 nt
Organism: Mytilus trossulus (common blue mussel)
Lineage: Eukaryota; Metazoa; Mollusca; Bivalvia; Mytilida; Mytilidae
Product: cytochrome P450 3A21-like
Exons: 14
Coding region: 96-1613 (505 amino acids)
Molecular function (GO): heme binding; oxidoreductase activity, acting on paired donors, with incorporation or reduction of molecular oxygen; iron ion binding
Source: RefSeq, a predicted model, not a curated record
UAUAUCUGCAGUCAUAUAAAUAAACAUAGACGGUGGUAUAUACUAUAAAUAAUGUUGUUUUGCAGAAAAGAAAGUGCACACAUAACAGGGCCAAAAUGGAUAUUCUUGGAUUAAUAAAUGUACCAGGAUGGGUUCUGACAGUAACCAUGCUACUUAUUACAUUAUAUUUGUAUUCGCUAUGGUAUCAAAGCAUUUGGAGACGAUUGGGUAUAUCAGGACCACGACCGAUACCUUUUCUUGGCGUCCUACCUCUUUAUAUGAAGCAGGGAAUAGCAAAAGGAGACCUACAAUUAGUCAAAACAUAUGGAUCCGUUGUGGGAAUAUACCAAGGUCACCUGCCAGUUUUGUUAGUAUCUGAUCCAGAAAUGUUGAAGGAGAUUUUCAUUAAAGACUUCUCCAAUUUUACAAAUAGACCGAUUCCAUUUAAGAUGGCUAAAGAGAAUGCUAGUGGUGUUGCUGCCGCUUAUGACAAUCAUUGGAAGUUUCUCCGCAGUACAAUAUCACCUACUUUCUCAUCCGGGAAAUUAAAACUGAUGGUCCCAAAAAUUCAAAGAUGUUGUACCGAUCUUGUUGAAAACAUUCAACAACACAGUGAACAAGGAGAACCAGUCGAUAUGAAAGAAGUAUGUGGAGCUUACACCAUGGAUGUUAUUGCUAGUACUGCCUUUGGUAUAGAAGUUAAUUCAAAGAAAAAUCCAAAUAAUGCAUUCGUUAAGCAUGCAAAACAAGCAGCCCUUGGACAGAUGUUUAAACCUCAACUUCUUAUCAUAAUGAUAUUUCCGUUUGUGAAAAAUUGGUUCACGGUUCGUUUUGCAGAUAAAGAAAUUGGAGAGUUCUUUAAAUCGGUUGUAGAAUCUGCAACUGAAUUAAGAAGAAAGGGACAAGAGGUUUACAACGAUUUUCUACAGCUGAUGUUAACAGCUCGUCGUGAUGAAAAUCAGUCUGCAUACUUUACGACAGGUGAUCUUAAAGAGUUCAAAAACAGAGGACUUAACAACAUGGAGUUGAUAGAAAAUGCUGUCACAUUUUUCAUUGCUGGUUAUGACACAACAGCCAAUACUUUAUCUUUUGCCUGUUAUUGUCUCGCAACUAAUGAAGAUGUUCAACACAAAUGUCUUGAGGAAAUAGACAAUAUUCUUCAUGGUGAAAGUCCGCAGAAAGAAGACCUUUCAAAGCUAGAAUAUUUGGACCGAUUUUUCAAUGAGGUACUUCGUCUCCAUGGCGCAGCAUUAAGAUUUAGUCGAGAAGGAAAGCAGGAUAUGACCGUCAAAGGUGUUUACAUUCCAAAAGAUAUAGACGUUUCUGUACCUAUAUAUGCCUUACACAGAAAUCCUCUUUAUUGGCCAGAUCCGGAAAAAUUUGACCCUGACAGAUUCACUAAAGAGAAUAAAGCAAAGAGGCCUGAGUAUGCAUUUGUUCCGUUUGGUAUCGGUCCAAGGAUAUGUAUAGGAAUGCGAUUGGCCUUGUUAGAAGCUAAAAUGGCAUUGGUAUUUAUGUUACAGAGCUUUUCUUUUUCGCCUUGUGACAAGACAGAGAUCCCAGUUGAAAUUGAAUCUGGCGGAAUAAUUCGUGCCAAAAAUGGUAUUCAAUUGAAAGUAAACAAGAGACAGUAACAUUACACUGGAUUAUUUUAUGCAAAUUUCAGAUACACUCUUUUGGUUUUAAUAUGAGAAAACUACUAGUGAUAUGAAAGAAGUUACAUUAAGACAUUAUUUUUGUUUGUAGAUAUCUACCAUUUAUACACAAUAAUUUUAUUUUAUUACGGUGAUAACAUAAUCGAAUCAAAUACGCCUCGAACUCGACCUCGACCUUUACUAGUGUGAAAAAAACAAUGAACAUCUUUUCAGAGCAUAGGAGUUCAUUUGUCAUGUUGUUUAUUUUCGUGGUAAUGUUUGUUGGUACAAUUGCGACUAUCAUAAAAGUGAGGAAUUUAGUUACCUUAUUCACCAGGUUUAAACCACAACUUCCUACAUAAGGACAUGCCUAUACAAGUAGUAGGAAUAUGACAGAUGUUUUCCAUUAAAUACAUUCGUUUGAGCUUCUAAAUUUUUAAAGGACUGUAGCUCCGUUUUUAAUAUCACUUGCAGUUCAGUAUAUUUGUUAUUUUAUUUUAUAUUCGGCCCUGGUUUCUAAUGUCAUUUUUAGACUAAUUGACUUAUUGCGCCAUGAGUAGCUUCUAUGAUUAACAGUUUUAUAAAGAUGAAAUAAGUGUUUUGAGUGCCAAAUUACAAGCCCGGUAUCUUUGUUGUUUUAUUUUUUAGAUUGUAUGAAUUAUAUUUUUUUAAUACACAUAAAUCACUUAACUGGAUCUAGCUGUUAGAAAUUUUACUGAUUUGGUGUAGUUUAUAAGGCAAAAUAUAGAAAGAUUAGAAGAUACCAAGAGAAUAACCAAAAAAUACAACAUUGAAAGUAUUAGUACGUGAAAAAAAAGAACUUUAAAAUAUCUUACCAAUCUCUUGUGUCUUUGAAAUGUGUGUGUGGUGUAUAUGAGUUUGUUUUCUUUGUAUUAACAAAAUGUCUUAUCAUUAAUGCUGUAAUAUAUGUAAAUACAUUAUCUUUGUAAUAGU